Austrofundulus limnaeus is the source of this 1831-nucleotide messenger RNA. It is a transcript of the gene rlig1, whose product is annotated as RNA 5'-phosphate and 3'-OH ligase 1. NCBI's taxonomy places the organism in Eukaryota, Metazoa, Chordata, Actinopteri, Cyprinodontiformes, Rivulidae. Gene Ontology annotation, biological process: response to reactive oxygen species. Gene Ontology annotation, molecular function: RNA ligase (ATP) activity. The transcript is spliced from 7 exons. Bases 299 to 1189 code for a protein of 296 amino acids. The record is from RefSeq and is a predicted model, not a curated record.
GUGAGGGACUGGCAAAAAGCAGAAGUUAACUUACUACACUGAAGAAAAAGAAGAAAGCUAACUGGGCGAUGUGAAAUGAGAUUUGUGAACUUUCUGUUAAGGCAUUAUUGGGCCCGGCUGGUUGUGUUUGAACUGAGAGCUGCCUUGCUGUUGCUGUGGCAGGUAUCAAGAUUUUAAACGUGCAAAUCUUAUUUUGUGUUAUUUGUGAUGCAAAAAUAAUGACUAACUCGAAGCAAAAGAACGAAGACUGUAUCGGACCAUCCAGCAAUGACGAGAGGACAGGACGACAGAGGACAGUAUGAUGUCAUUGCAAUUUCAGGUUGUUGCUACAGAGAAUGUGAACCCUGUUGCUGUGGAAGCCAACAUUGAUUGUGCACUUGCCACAGAGAAACUGGACGGUACCUGCUGCUACGUUAGCCUUUAUCAAGGUCAGCCUUACCUCUGGGCCAGACUCGACAGGAAGCCCAACAAGUCAGCAGAGAAGAGGUUUAAAAAGCACCAGCGUUCUCACAAAAGCAGUAAAGACUUCAUGUGGAACGUAGAGGAAGAUUUUAAAACAGUGCCAGAGACAUGGAUUCCAGCUCACAGAGUCAAACACCAUGAUGGCCAUCCUAUACCUGAUGAAAAUGGACACAUUCCAGGCUGGGUUCCAGUGGAGAAGAGCAACAAGCAGUACUGUUGGCAUUCCUCUGUGGUGGAUUAUGAAGUCAGGGCAGCGCUCGUUCUCCGGCCAAGCUCUGGUGAAGCCGACGUGUUGGAAAUUACAGCCGUCCCACUGGCAGAGCUGCAGGAACAAACGCUGGAACUGAUCGGAACCAACGUCAACGGAAACCCGUACGGACUUGGGAGUAAAAAGCAGCCGGUCCACUGCCUGGUACCACAUGGAGUCAUUCCAAUCCCAAACCUCCUGCCUGUGGACUUCCAGCAGAUCAGCUCCUGGUUCCAGGAAAGCCCAGAGGGCCGAGUAGAGGGCAUCGUUUGGCACUGCAACAAUGGCACUCUUAUUAAGGUCCACCGGCACCACCUGGGACUGCGAUGGCCUGAUGGGGACACCUGCCUCGCCAACAGACCUGUGGUGAUUCGCGUUGACGGGAAGGUGGAGGCCUGCAGCAGCAGCUUGUUCACGUCCUUUUUAUCACUGAACGGACACUUCUUCAGCCGGCUUCAGGAUGUGAACUUUGAGUCAUGAGCAAAAGACCAGGCUUCUUUUUUACGACCACAUCCCUGUGAGGAUCCAGCCAGAUAUGGGCACCACUGAAGAAGAAUUCCAAAAACUAAGACUGUUUAGGGCACAGAUUCAGCUGAAAGUCUUAUUAAAUUGAUCCAAGAGUCAUUAAACUGUAAGAGGUAAAACUACAUUCAGAGGAAAGUAAAUUUAAAGGGAUAUUUUCAACAUUUUGAAAUUGGAUUAACUGGAAAAGUUGUGAAUAUGGAGAAAUAGUUUAAAGGCUUACAGGUUUCCAAAAUGAAAAAUCAGAAAACUGCUAAAAAUACUGUAGAAACUGUGUCACUAACACUGCCAUAAAUAUAUACUGUGCAUAAAACUUGCAUGCUGGGUAAGAACUGAAAACACUAAACUCAAAUGUUUUGUCGUUCCUGUCUGGUUCUCCCUUGUUGCGAGGGAGUUUGUUAAUCAGCCUCGUCUGCAAUUGAAAUAAUAGAGAAAACAAAGGUUUUGCUGCAUAAAUGCAAGCAUGCAAUAACAGUGGUGUUAUUGGUAUGUCUGAUCAGCAAGAGGUUAGGUUAGAGGUGGGCCUAUCAUAUUGUUUUCAAAAAGUUUCCUUUUUGGGUUUUUUUGGCUGCACAAAAAUAAAAUUUCUUUUCAAGAUUA